Molecule: messenger RNA, 2159 nt
Organism: Fusarium odoratissimum NRRL 54006
Lineage: Eukaryota; Fungi; Ascomycota; Sordariomycetes; Hypocreales; Nectriaceae
Product: NAD-dependent histone deacetylase SIR2
Exons: 2
Coding region: 177-1490 (437 amino acids)
Molecular function (GO): histone deacetylase activity, NAD-dependent; NAD+ binding
Source: RefSeq, a predicted model, not a curated record
AGAAUAUCCCCCACCUUGACGCCCGCCUACUCCCACCCUGCAUUCUGCAUGCAUGCGCAAUCAGCAUCGCUAGAGGAAGCAGCAUUAUUUUUGCUUUCAUUGCCGCCAAAAUAGGUCGAAGACGCAAAAACAAGAAUAAGCCUGGACCGCGUGGCCCUCGCUGGUUUAAUCGCAAAAUGGGCCAGGAAGAGUCCUCUAUGAGUUAUGGCGGCCCGCCCGUAACACUCACUGAGCGGAGCCUUGAUGCUGUCGCCGAGUAUAUCAAGACGGGUCGGAGCAAGCGAAUUGUUGUCUUGACUGGCGCUGGUAUCUCCACUGCUGCUGGAAUCCCCGACUUUCGAUCGCCCGGAACAGGUCUUUAUGCCAACCUUGCCCGCCUCAAUCUGCCUUACGCCGAAGCCGUAUUCGACAUCUCUUACUUUCGCAAUCACCCCGAGCCCUUCUAUGUUCUAGCGAACGAACUAUAUCCAGGGAAAUUCUCUCCGACCGUCUCGCAUGCCUUCAUCGCCCUCCUCGCCCGCAAGGGUCUUCUCCAGAUGCUCUUCACGCAGAACAUCGAUUGCCUUGAGCGCGUAGCUGGAGUACCUUCGGACAAGAUUAUUGAAGCCCAUGGAAGCUUUGCGACACAGCGCUGCAUCGAGUGCAAGGAGGAAUACCCGGAUGAGAAGAUGAAGGAGCACGUCUUUGGAGGCAAGGUUCCUCAUUGCGACAAGGAGGGGUGCAAGGGACUUGUCAAGCCAGAUAUUGUCUUCUUUGGCGAGGCUCUGCCCAAGGCAUUCGACAACAAUACGUAUCAAGUAGCCAUGGCCGACCUAGUUUUGAUCGUGGGUACCAGUCUCACCGUUUACCCCUUCGCUGCUCUCCCAGGCAUGGCGCAAGAGGGCAAGCCCCGUGUGCUUUUCAACAUGGAAAAGGUGGGCCAAAUUGGAACCCGAUCUGAUGAUGUGAUGGAGCUCGGCGAUUGCGAUGCCGGUAUUCGCAAGCUUGCUAAUGCGCUUGGUUGGCGAGACGAGCUUGAGAAGCUCUGGAGACAGACCGUGGGCGAUGCUGAGGCAGAUCGACAGCUCGGCGGUAGAGAGAAGGAUGAUGUACAGGAUGAGGUUGAGCGCUUGGCCGCCGAAGUUGGUGCUGUCGUUAUUGACGAGAGUGACGAAGGCGUGCCAUUGGAAAAAGAGCCCACGAAGCACAAGGAUGGUCCCACUGUUUCGGAAAAGUCAAAGGACGACGACAAGCAACGAGAACCAGAAACAGCUACAGCUACUACAGAUCUGGAAAUUGAUACCAAGGAGACGCCCAAGACUCAACAACCUAAACUAGAUCGAGCCCAAGUUGAGCAGCUCGAAGCCGAAGCAAGCAAGACAGAGUCUUUAGUCACAGAGCCGCCUAAGCCACAAACCCCCGAAGAAGAGCCACCAAAGGCAGAGACAUCAAAGGCAGAGCCUACAAAAGAAGGAACUGUACCAGCAGCUCUCAGCAACGAGGAGAAGUAGUUACUCAUUAAGUACUAUGAGUACAGGUGGGGCGUUCCGACACUUCAAGGUGUACGAAAAUGGGGUCGGUGUAAAAGGUUGCAACUUCCUGCUCAUUAUACACUGAUGGUAGAUGAUUAGAUGAGUUUCUUUAUGUUGAUCACGAUGAAAUGCAAUAGGGUACGGUUACAUAGAUAGUCCACAUUGACUAGAUCAAUGCGAGAGUCAGUCUAAUGAAAGAAUUGGUUUAUCAUUACCAUGCUACUAAGUUCCAUGUUACUUGACAUAUGCUGUAGCUUUUGCUAUAGAGUAUCCGUAUAUAGGAGAAUAUACCUUGAAUCAGACUGGCCCUGAUCUCAUAUCACAUCAUGCUCAUCAUACAGACUGACACCAACUUUACGAAAUAAUGACAAGGAACGAAGAGAAGACACCCCAGGAUCACAUUUGCUUACAGUCCACUGUCGAUCUGUGCCGGGAUAUUUGAAAGUGUCCAGUGUCCCCACUGCCGACACGUCUCAGCCACCACGUUCGGUACACGUAGUUUCUUGACUUGAUCUGGAUUUGUGAGAAACUGCGUGAGAAAUCCUGCCGAGACGUGCCACGCGAUGUGACAAUGGAACGGCCAUACACCUAUGAGCAAAUGCGUGUCAGCACGAUGCAACCAUGACCGCAGAAAGGGGUGAUUAUCAU